Messenger RNA from Neohortaea acidophila, 3114 nucleotides. RefSeq names its product WD40-repeat-containing domain protein. Gene Ontology annotation, molecular function: protein binding. Bases 405 to 2894 code for a protein of 829 amino acids. NCBI's taxonomy places the organism in Eukaryota, Fungi, Ascomycota, Dothideomycetes, Mycosphaerellales, Teratosphaeriaceae. The transcript is spliced from 3 exons. The record is from RefSeq and is a predicted model, not a curated record.
GCAAGCUACGUCGACUGGCCCGUGCGGGAUGAAAGGGCACCGCGACUUCGAAAGCUGGGCCAACCUGACCGGGAUCUGGCAAACAACCCGCCCUCGACGCCAUCCUCUCCCAUUCGAUUCCUGCAUUCCCUCGAGCCUUCUCUUCAUCCAUUCCUUUCGCACGAGUCGUCUUUCGCCGCCGCCGUUUCCGUCACCAUUCCACAGCAUCUCAACCUCACGCGGACCGCGAGGGGGUUUCCGCUGCAUUCAUCAUCCUGCUAGUGGAGCUAGAGCUGAAGAGCGGGCUGCGUGUACGGGUUCUCGAUGUCGGGGUUAUAACGGGGAUCUGGCUGUGGCAUUGCUUCUCUUUGCUUUGAGCGGCGCUGCGUGUUGUUGUGCUGCUGCACGCCGUUGCGGAGGGCACGAUGGCUUUCCAGCAGCAGCAGGUUGGCGGUGGGAUGAAUGGCGGCCCGGGCGAUCAUCAUGCGCCGCUUGGGACGGAGUAUACGCUUCAGGGUGUUAUGCGCUUCCUCCAAAUCGAAUGGCACAAUCAUGAACGAGCACGGAAUGCUUGGGACAUUGAACGGGCGGAGAUGCGGGCGAAGAUUGCGAAGCAGGAGGGCGAGACGAAGCAUGCGAAGCGGAUCAAUGAGCAGCUGGAUCGGCAGGUUCGCAUGUUAGAGGUCGCAUUGAGGAAAGAGCGGGAGAAGAGCAAGGAUGGCGGCGCGAGGGCGGCGACGCCGGAUAUCAAAGAAAAGGAGAGCAGGAGUAAGAAGAACCUCGAUGCGGAGGCGGUCAAGAGUAGGGCGAGGGAGGAGGCGCUCGAGGCCACUGCCGCCGCAGAGAUGAUGCCCGAGGAGGAAAAGGAACGCGAACACUACGUCGACACUACGACAAAGUACUUGAAGAAGUGCAUGAACGAGAUCCAGUACCUCCUCACGCCGCCGCAACAUCUCCCACCGCCUCAAGUGCUGCCGAACGGAAACUACACUGGUCUGACGGAGCCGCCUUCACUCGAGGAGAUCUAUGCGAGGAAUCAGUUGCGAGGUUACCGACAGCACUCGCAAGCGCUACCGCAGCCGUCUAGCCUUCCGAACCAUCAGCCGCCGUCCGCGCCCAACAGCCUACCGCAAUCUUCGUCUGCGCAGCAGCAAGACUCGGGGAAUGUGCGUUACCGCGAAUUCCAAAAGUCGCAAAUGCUCGCCCAGCCCGAGGUCGAGGCGCAACCGCAACAAAAUACCUCGGUUCAAUACGACGACCAGAUAGAGAGCAUCACACACACCUUCGAUGCUCGCGGCAGAGAAAUUCAGACUCCGGUGGUCGAGACGCCGCAAACUGCACGAGUUAUUCACACACUUCCGGAAGCCGAUGGUUGGACUUUUGACGAUGAGACAUCGGCUCAGGCAGAGGGUGUGCCACCUGACGCUCCCGUCCCUCGUAGACCCGAUGCCGAGGCCUUUCCCAGUGCAGCAAGCAUCCCGAAAUCCCCUCCUAGAGCAUCACCUGCGCAGCAUCGGCGGAAAAGCUCCGGGUCUCAGGGUAUGUCGCGGCGGAGGAGUUCGCAAGGGAAGACGGAUGGGCAUGACACGGCGGAAAGUCAGGCGGCGAGUGACCCGUCUCAGUUUAAGGUCAAGUUCGCUCUUCGUGGACAUCUCGACGUCGUCCGAAGUGUCAUCUUUACUGGCGGCGGUAGUCCCGGCGAGCCCGAAAUUUGCACUGCCGGCGACGACAGCACGGUCAAACGCUGGAUCAUCCCAGCCUCUUACCAGAACUACAACGCCCCCAAUCACGCCAACGACCUCGAUAUCGACCCCAAGUUCACUCAUCGCGGACACGAAGGCAUCGUCACUUCUCUAGCCGCCUGCCCCGCCAGCACAGGUUUCAGCACCGGUGGACGUGCUCCGGGCGACGGCUGGAUCUUCUCGGGCGGCCAAGACGCCACCAUUCGCGUGUGGGAACGCGGCCGUGUCGAUCCAAAAGCCACACUCGAAGGCCACACAGACGCCGUCUGGUGCGUCUGCGUCCUGCCCGCUACCCUCGGUCACGUCUUCGGGCAAAACAGCUCCUUCGGUGCCCCGGACCGCCUGCUCCUCGUCUCUGGCUCCGCAGACGGCACAGUCAAAGUCUGGGCCGUAAGUGGCCCGCCGCAAGUCGCUUCCCCAUCUGCCGGCAGUCGACGAGGCGCACCCGGCACAAGACGCCACAGCACGAGCAGCGGCAGCAACUUCCCCUCCAGCCCGCAACCGAGCGUCGCGAGCGUCACCCCCUUUGCCCACCAACUCAUCCACUCCAUCGAGCGGCCCGCUGGCAGCGGCACCGCAAGCCCCACAUCCAUAUGUCCCCUCUCGCCUGGUGGUGAGACGUUUGUCGUCAGCUACACCGACUCUUCCGUGCUUAUCUACGAUACGCGGACGGGAGAGGAGGUUAUUGGCAUGGCGAGCAAUGAGACGUAUGAUGGCACGAUGAACACGAGCAUCAAUGCGGUCGUCGCUGCGAGUACUGGAUUAGACAACGGUACUCACGCGAACUCGCUAGACGCCAGCGGGAAUGAGGAGGUGGGCGCCGUGGGUGCUACAGGGAGCAGUGAAGGCGUCGAAGGCGUGGUGAUUUCUGGGCACGAAGACAGAUUCGUGCGCUUCUUCGACGCAAAUUCCGGCCAAUGCACGUACAACAUGCUCGCCCACCCCUCCGCCAUCUCCGCCCUCUCGCUCUCCAAAGACGGCCGCGAAGCCGUGUCAGCCGGCCACGACGCCAGCAUCCGCUUCUGGUCGCUCGAGAAGCGCAUUUGCACGCAGGAAAUCGUGUCGCAUCGCGCGAUGCGCGGCGAGGGCGUGUGCGAUGUUGAGUGGAGCCAGGAUGGCCGGCUCGUCGUUUCGGCGGGUGGGGAUGGGGUGGUGAAGGUCUUUGCGAGAUGAUGACGCUUCUUCUUUUCCUUCUUUCCCCCCUUUUUGUUCCUGUGGUUGUUGCGUGUUGUGUGGUUUAGAUUGAGGUGUGCCUUUGCUCAUGUGUUUAUAGGGGUUGGGCUGGGCUGGGCUUGAGCGAGGAUGGGUGUGCUGGGUGCAUGGAUGAGCGAUGGGCUUUUUGCAUAGAUGCUCGAGAUGGGGGGGCAAGAACGAAUGACAGACACACCAAUGG